GAGUUGAGUAGCUUUUGUUAGGAGAGAUGAUACUAGUCCUGGCAUUUGCUGGCCGUACAGCCAGCACUAAGGAAACCUGUAACUUUGCCCGGUUUUAAACCCAGGAAAAUUUAUUUAUUUAUUUAUUUUUAAAUUCCUUCCUGCUGUGCAGCUGCAGCAGUAGUAUCUAUACCCUGGUGGGAAGCAGCAGCAGUUUUCCAGCUGGGUCAGACAGCUGGGGAGGGCUCUGCAGUUACUGGGCAGGUGGAGAGCUGAAGCCAAAAGUCAAAAGAAAAGAAGAGAGAGCUAAAUCCAACUGUCCCAAAUCUCUCUUGGUGCAGCAGGAUCUUCUCCAACCCCCAUCAUCUUACUUGUAUCAGCAGGAAGAAACUGAAGUGAAAAAGAAGUGACUGAAGAAGAAAUUAAGGAACGGUUUGAAGAAACAGGUUCAUUUCUUAACAAGAUCAAAUUUGAAUUAAAUGGCUGAUAAACAGAUCAGUUUACCUGCCAAGCUGAUCAAUGGAGGGAUAGCUGGGCUAAUUGGGGUCACCUGUGUAUUUCCCAUCGACCUGGCAAAAACUCGCCUGCAAAACCAGCAGAAUGGCCAGCGAAUGUACACCAGCAUGUCUGACUGCCUCAUUAAAACAAUUCGGUCGGAAGGCUACUUUGGCAUGUACAGAGGGGCUGCAGUGAACCUGACUCUAGUGACACCAGAAAAGGCUAUCAAACUGGCAGCCAAUGACUUCUUCCGGCAUCACCUCUCCAAAGAUGGGAAAAAGCUGACACUGCUGAGGGAGAUGCUGGCAGGCUGCGGCGCAGGUACCUGCCAGGUCAUUGUCACCACUCCCAUGGAGAUGCUCAAAAUCCAGCUGCAGGAUGCGGGGCGAAUUGCGGCACAGAAGAAGCUGAUGGCAGCACAGACCCAGCUCUCCUCUUCCUCUGCGGCGGGGUCAGCAGAGCCACUGGUGGAAACGCGCACCACAGCAACACAGAUAACAAGGGAGCUGCUGAGGACCAAAGGCAUCACAGGACUCUACAAGGGCCUGGGAGCCACGCUACUAAGGGAUGUCCCGUUCUCCAUUGUUUACUUCCCGCUGUUUGCAAACCUGAACAAGCUGGGCCAGAAAGACCCUAAUGUCAAGGCUCCAUUCUAUGUGUCCUUCCUCUCCGGAUGUGUGGCUGGCAGUACGGCUGCGGUGGCUGUCAAUCCUUGCGAUGUGAUCAAAACACGGCUGCAGUCCUUGCAGAGAGGAGUGAAUGAGGACACCUACUCAGGAAUCCUGGACUGCACCAAGAAGAUCUGGCAGAAGGAGGGGCCCAUGGCCUUCCUGAAAGGAGCCUACUGCCGAGCCCUGGUCAUCGCUCCUCUCUUCGGCAUCGCUCAAGUCGUCUACUUCAUUGGCAUUGCAGAGUUCCUGCUGGACAUGCUCCCCAAGCACCGGGCCUAGCCCUGGUGCAGCUGUGUGCACGCUCCUGCCCUCUGCAGCACUGAAUUCAUCCCUGUGUUUGUCAUCUGUGUCAAUAGAUGUCAGAGCAACAGCACAAAGGGUUUGCAUAGGGACGGCAUGGGGCAGAGAGGGAGAGAGUCCCUUUUCUGUCUCAGUCUGGAACCUGUCCCCUCCUACUCCUUCCAUGGAUGACACCUGAUUUUGCCCUUUUUUUCUUUUUUCUUUUCUUGGGGGGGUUGUGUUUUUUUUUUUGUUUGGUUGGUUUUGGUUUGUUUUUAGAUUGUCAUUCUUAGGGACUGGUAAGCACAGACUGGGCUUGCAGACCCAGAAGUCUCCUCCCAGCCCUGGGGAAGAAGAAGGAUGGGAAGGAAAUAACCUGAAUCCUCAUCCACUGCAGUCUCCCUAUUUCUUCCUGAAGUUGCUAGCUGUCUGAGGAGGAGAUGGAGGGGAAGCUGUGUCCUCUCAGCCCCUCCUUGGUUCUGCUGGCCCCAGGUUGACAGCAGGCACUGUGUAAAGGGGCCUCAUGUCAUUGCCACUGGAGACAUAGCAGAGGGGAUGCUGGAUCUGGCAAGUUCCUUGGCCUGGAAACCUUCACCCCUCCCUUCUCGCUUUCUCAAAAAUGCGUUGGGCUUAAAUGGACAACUUGGAGAUCAGAGGAAGGGAAAGGAGAUCGUUACUAUUGAUUUUGUAAUUAAAUUUUAAAGCAAAGGGAUGUCACUUCUAACCAGGUGUCACAGGCACAUGCAGGUGAGGUGCAGAGACAAGAUGUCUGCUCUAUAGGGAACAUGUCUGUGGGAUCACAUGAAUGUCCAAAAGCACUUCACUGUUUGGUGACAGGCAGGAGAAGGAGAGGAACUUUGGAUCAAGUUAUUUUUGUUCAGGGUUUGGUUGGUUGGUUUUGUGUUAUUGUUUGAUGGUGGGGUUUUUUUGUGUGUUUUAAUUUUGUGGUUUUGUUUGUUUGUUGGGUUUUUUUAAAAAUACAGAGGCUGUGGGAAGGGAAAACCAAUCAACAAAAAACGACUUACAUUCCUUCAGCCUGCCCACCGCUGGGAUGAUAAAGCGGUGCUUGCAGGUGUAGUUUAGCUGAUAUUUUUUUUUUUCUCUUUUUUUUUUUCCCCUCUCUAGCCUGGCCCGAGGUGCAUGAAAGGAGGUGCCUGCUCCACUUCUGCAGUGCCCAACCUCAGGGAGCCACACUAGAAAUACUACCCCCUGUGUGCUUGCCUUGCAAGGUGAAAACACAGUGUCGAGUUGUGCUUAGAUGUUUGACAUUUUGACUUGGUUGUGUUUGUGAGCCAGCCGGUGUUUAAGAAGCAGAGGGUUCCCGCCCCAUGUGAGGACGUGUUUCCAUGUACAUAGUUACGAGGUAGAGUCCUCUGGAGCACAAAACCUCAUAAUUCUGCUCUCCUCUGGGGUGGUGAUCAUUGUUGGGUAGCAGGGGGCAAAUUCACACCUACAACCCACUGUCAAAGGGACACCGCCCCAGCUAACAUCGCUUGUCAGAGGACUUCCUUGUUCAGUACUCUCUUGGGCUGUGUAAUUAAUUCUAGUUUAAGUGAUCUUAAGUGUGAGAUCUGGCAACCCAGCACGAUCUUCCGAUCUUCUCCAUUAUUUAUUCCAUUUGGUGCAAUCCACCCAACUUUGGUGUUUAAAUUAAACUGGUCAAAUUCACUUUUCAUUCCUUCUUUUUGCUUUGUUCUCCAGGUGCUUCCUUGGUGUUUGUGUUUCAAAAGUGUAUUUAAAUUCAUUUUAAAAAUUUUCCCUGUUUUUAAUGUUUAAAAGAGAAACACCUCUGUUGUAAUGUUCUUGGGUUAGGUUUUUGCAAAACCUGUAUGUUGAGGACCUUCUUCUCUGAUGCAUCCUUUUUCUCUUCAAAAACAUUGUUCUGUGGUUGGUUUGUUACUUUGCAUAUGUGAAUAAUUUUCUUUAAUUUUCUUUUUUUCGUAAUGACUUCUCUGUGAAUCUGGGAGGAAUAUGUGCAAAGAUGAUGAUAGAUGUCUGUGCUGUGUGUAGUGCUGUGAUGCUGCUCUUGGUCUGGAUUUCCCUUGGGUGGAUUAAAACAGACUUUUUUUUUUUUUAA
Molecule: messenger RNA, 3504 nt
Organism: Columba livia (rock pigeon)
Lineage: Eukaryota; Metazoa; Chordata; Aves; Columbiformes; Columbidae
Gene: SLC25A22
Product: solute carrier family 25 member 22
Exons: 10
Coding region: 459-1427 (322 amino acids)
Biological process (GO): L-glutamate transmembrane transport; malate-aspartate shuttle; aspartate transmembrane transport
Molecular function (GO): L-aspartate transmembrane transporter activity; L-glutamate transmembrane transporter activity
Source: RefSeq, a predicted model, not a curated record